Molecule: messenger RNA, 1596 nt
Organism: Phalaenopsis equestris
Lineage: Eukaryota; Viridiplantae; Streptophyta; Magnoliopsida; Asparagales; Orchidaceae
Product: 1-aminocyclopropane-1-carboxylate synthase 7-like
Exons: 4
Coding region: 123-1460 (445 amino acids)
Biological process (GO): biosynthetic process; amino acid metabolic process
Molecular function (GO): pyridoxal phosphate binding; transaminase activity
Source: RefSeq, a predicted model, not a curated record
GCUUUUGUCUCUUCAAAUCCUCUUAUAAGUUAAUUCAAAGGUGUGUGUUUCUGUGUGUGUGUGAGAGGGAGAAAGAGAGGGAGAGGGAGGGAGAGGGAGAGGGACAAAAGAAUUCUAUUUAGAUGGCAAGAGGAAUAGGGCUCGGAGCUCCAUUAUCAAAGAUUGCAGUCUCAAAGGCCCAUGGAGAGGAUUCCCCAUACUUUGCUGGCUGGAAAGCUUAUGACGAAGACCCUUAUGAUCCUGUUGCAAAUCCCACAGGAGUCAUUCAGAUGGGAUUGGCUGAAAAUCAGGUCUCAUUUGAUUUGCUAGAGGAUUACCUUGAGCAGCACCCUGAGACAGCAAGUUGGAGCUCUGGAAUCUCUGGUUUCAAAGAAAAUGCCUUAUUCCAGGACUAUCAUGGCCUCCAAAGUUUCAGAAAGGCAAUGGCAAGCUUCAUGGAACAAAUAAGAGGCAAACGUGUCAAAUUCAACCCUGAUCGAAUGGUUCUGACCGCCGGCGCCACCGCCGCCAACGAGCUCCUUACCUUCAUCUUAGCUGACCCCGGCGAUGCCGUCCUUGUGCCCACCCCAUACUACCCUGGGUUCGACCGAGACCUCCAAUGGAGAACAGGAGUCAAGAUCUUCCCCGUCCAUUGCCACAGCUCUAAUGGCUUCCAACUCACACUCCACUCCCUCCAAUCUGCUUACUCCAUCGCCGAAGCGUCCAACCUCCGUGUCAAAGCUCUCCUAAUCACCAACCCAUCCAACCCAUUAGGCACCACCAUGCCCCGCUCCCUCCUGGAAGACAUACUCAACUUCAUAUCACAAAAAAACAUCCAUUUAAUCUCCGAUGAAAUCUACUCCGGAUCCGUCUUCUCCUCGCCGGAAUUCAUAAGCGUGGCCGAAGUCGUCGAAACCCGCCAGCACAAAAACUGUGAUGGAGUCCAUAUCGUGUACAGUUUAUCCAAAGACCUUGGUUUGCCCGGCUUCAGAGUUGGGACUAUUUACUCUUACAAUGAUAGAGUCGUGACCACUGCUAGAAGAAUGUCAAGUUUCAGCCUUGUUUCUUCACAGACGCAGAAGAUGUUGGCUUCUAUGUUAUCAGAUGAGGAGUUUACAGUAAAAUAUAUUAAGACAAACAGGGAGAGAUUGAGGAGAAGACAUGGUUACAUUGUUGAGGGACUGAAGGAUGCAGGGAUAGAGUGUUUGGAAGGGAAUGCUGGGCUGUUUUGUUGGAUGAAUUUGACGCAGAUGCUUGAGGAGAAAUCAAUGGAGGGGGAGCUGAGGCUAUGGAAGAUGAUUUUGAGUGAAGUGAAGCUUAAUGUGUCGCCUGGGAGUUCAUGUUACUGUGCAGAGCCGGGGUGGUUCAGGGUUUGUUUUGCAAAUAUGACUGAGGAGACGCUGGAAGUUGCGUUGAGGAGGACGAAGGUUUUUGUUGAGAAGAUUAAGGGGAGGAAGACAAAUGUGAUUUUUCGGAGCUAAGACUUUAUAUACAUUUGUGCUGGUCAUUCUUUUUGGGUGUUGAUUAAUUAACACAGAAUGAAUCAUUGCAAGGGAAAUGGAUGGUUCUCAAAAUACUGGCAGGGAACGAAGCCUCGUUUGAGGAUUUUGAUACAUG